Molecule: messenger RNA, 1286 nt
Organism: Pelagomonas calceolata
Lineage: Eukaryota; Pelagophyceae; Pelagomonadales; Pelagomonadaceae
Source: the annotation of a GenBank genome assembly
CUGAGCAUGUCGAGGAAGCCCGCCAGUGGCUCGCGUCCAAGCAUCACUCUCAAAAGAGCUUGAUUGUGGUGAUGUGGUACGCUGCGACAUGCAUUCGCCCAUCCAAUGCCGAGUCAAUGCUUCGCUUUCUCCGCCUGGCCCUGGCUAGCGGCGCGAACCCAGAUCAGUUGUUCCAUGUGGGGCAUGACCCACAGAUCCCGGCGAACACUAUGUCAAGCGGCGUACUGUCCGCGGUCUCGUUGGAAGCUCCCUAUUCAGCCCCCCGCGUAAUCGACCUGCUGAUAAGAUGGGGCGCAGGGGCAACCCCAAUACGACGUCAAUCUCUAGUGACUCAAUCGCUAUCAGACGGCCGAAAGAAAAUUCAGUGCUACUCUCAUCUUGCUUAUAUGAUUCUCAAUGCCGAGUGUGGGCCCCACAUCUUCACAAAACAACACCUGGAGGUCGCCCAUGCACUGUUGCGCAAUGGAGAGAGUCUGGACUCGGCCUACUCGUCAGUGGUCAGAGAUGCGCAGGGAGACGCGCAAUCAACUGGUCGAUCCGAGCCGAUCGAAUGGGUCCUGGGCGAGAAAGAACGGCUGGAGCCUUCGCUGGCCAACAACGCGAACUACCUAGCGUUCAAGGCCCUCGUGCGCCAGGUCCGCGCGGCCGGCAGCUACCGCAGCUACGUGAUCGAGCAGCGCCGCACGUGCGCGUUGGUGCGACAUCUGGCGAUUCACGACCGCGCGACGACGCGCGACGGCGUCUUAAAUUUCCUCGCCCGUACUGGUGAACGCGGCCUGUUCCGACGCGUCAUGUCGUACCUGCCGCCGCCUCCUGUGCCGCCGCGCGGCACACCACUCAACAUUUGCGUUCGACGGGCGGAAGACGGCACCAAUGCAUUAUAUUACAAGGUUCUCUCCACAACGAUUCUCAUGAAGGUAUUUAGGAACUACGCGAAACACAGAGGAGGUUCUCAGCGCCCCUACAUCACCCAGUGGGCGUUCAGUCUGCCCGGUUCUCCAGAGGUACUGAUCGAGGGUGAUCAGUCGUGCGACGAUAUAGGUCUCAAAGACGGUGGGGUGAUCGAUGUCAUGCCCUACGACGAGCACCCUGUGGGCCUCCGGGCGCAAGCCGCCGCGGCCGCGACGGCGGCGGCGGCUGCGAAGCAGUUCAUCGAGGACCAGCAGGUCCUCCGCGCCGAGGAAGCCGAGGAAGCCGUCGCGCACGCGGCCGCCGCGGAGGCAGCACGUCGCAUCGCGGCGAGUGAAUGAACUAUGUAAGUAUGUGCUAUGUAAUAUGAACACUUC